This is a messenger RNA of Myxocyprinus asiaticus (Chinese sucker), 7271 nucleotides long. Its product is annotated as 1-phosphatidylinositol 4,5-bisphosphate phosphodiesterase beta-1-like. The transcript has 32 exons. Gene Ontology annotation, biological process: memory; phosphatidylinositol-mediated signaling; lipid catabolic process. Gene Ontology annotation, molecular function: phosphatidylinositol-4,5-bisphosphate phospholipase C activity; calmodulin binding; calcium ion binding. The record is from RefSeq and is a predicted model, not a curated record. Gene Ontology annotation, cellular component: cytoplasm; nuclear speck. Lineage: Eukaryota; Metazoa; Chordata; Actinopteri; Cypriniformes; Catostomidae. The coding region runs from base 191 to 3838 and encodes 1215 amino acids.
UCCGAGCACUUCAUCCAUUCUGAGCCACAAACCCGCGACGUUCAAUGACCAUCCGCGCGCGUAACUUCUCUUCCAUUCACCAGAAUUGUUCGGCUGGCAUCCUGCGCGCUCUGCCUGGGCUUCUUCCCGGAGAAGAAAGAGAAAAACUCUGAUUCUUUGAGCGGGGUUAGGGUGUAAAUGUUGAAGCUGAAUGGCUGGUGCUCAGCCUGGCGUCCACGCGCUUCAACUCAAGCCGGUGUGCGUAUCGGAGAGCCUGAAGCGAGGCAGUAGAUUUAUGAAAUGGGAUGAGGAUUCAUCUACUGUGACCCCAGUGACGUUACGUGUCGAUCCGCAGGGCUACUUCCUGUACUGGACGGACCAGAAUAAGGAGACUGAACUAUUAGACAUCACCUACAUCAAGGAUGCAAGAACGGGCAAGUGCACCAAAACUCCAAAGGAAGCCAAGCUCAGAGAACUGCUGGAUGUGGGGAAUCUUGUGGGGCGGAUUGAGAACCGGAUGUUGACGGUGGUGACGGGACCCGACAUGGUCAACAUCCAGUACAUAAACUUCAUGGCCUUCCAGGAGGAUGUCGCCAAGGAGUGGGCAGAAGAGCUGUUUAGUCUGGCAUCCAACCUACUCGCUCAAAACAUGGGCAGAGAAUCGUGCCUGGAGAAAGUUUACACAAGACUCAAGCUGCAGCCCAAUCAAGAGGGGCGAAUCCCUGUGAAAAACAUAUUCCGUAUGUUUUCGGCUGACCGUAAGCGUGUGGAGACGGCGCUGGAGAGCUGUAAUCUUCCGUCCGGCCGGAAUGACUCCAUCCCGUUGGAGGAUUUAACUCAUGAAGUUUACAAAUCAUUCAUCAAUAACCUCUGCCCACGAUCAGAGAUUAACCAAAUCUUUGCCGAUCUUGGUGCGAAGAGCAGAAACUAUCUCACCAUGGAUCAAAUGACCGACUUUAUAAACAACAGACAGCGAGACCCUCGACUCAAUGAGAUCUUGUACCCUCCACUGAAGCCUGAGCAAACACAACUGCUCAUGGAAAAAUUCGAGCCCAACCCAGGAAUGACCCAGAAAGGGCAGAUCUCUGUGGAGGGUUUUGCCAGGUAUCUGAUAAGUGAAGAAAACAGUGUGAUUCCUCCAGAGAAACUGGACCAGAGUGAAGACAUGACAUUCCCCUUGUCUCAUUACUUCAUCAACUCCUCGCACAACACCUACCUCACAGCGGGUCAGCUCGCAGGUAACUCCUCCGUUGAGAUGUAUCGGCAGACGCUGUUGUCUGGCUGUCGCUGUGUGGAGCUCGACUGCUGGAAGGGUCGUACUGCAGAGGAGGAACCCGUCAUUACUCACGGCUUCACCAUGACCUCUGAGAUCUCCUUCAAGGAAGUGAUUGAAGCCAUCGCAGGGUGCGCUUUUAAAACGUCUCCUUUCCCCGUCAUCCUGUCCUUUGAGAAUCAUGUGGACUCUCCCAAACAGCAAGCCAAGAUGGCAGAAUAUUGCAGAUCGAUAUUUGGGGAUGCACUUUUGACGGAGCCACUUGAGAAAUAUCCUCUGGAGCCUGGUGUUCCUCUGCCGAGCCCACAAGAGCUCAUGGGAAAAAUCCUCAUUAAGAACAAGAAAUCCCACCCCAAACCGUCAGAUGGCAGUACGAAGAAAAAACUUACCGAGCAAGCGUCCAACAGCGACUCGUCCAGCGUAUUUGAGCCAUCCUCACCCAGUGCUGGACCUGCAGUGUCUGCAGAGGUGGAGGCUGAUGAAGAUGAUGAUGAAGACGACGAUGAUGAUGAUUGUAAGAAGUCCAUGGAUGAGGGUACAGCGGGUUCUGAAGCGUUUGCCACUGAAGAAAUGUCCACGCUUGUCAAUUACAUCCAGCCCACUAAAUUCCACUCCUUUGAGGUUUCCAAAAAAACCAAACGCAGUUAUCAGAUGUCCUCGUUUGUGGAGACAAAAGCCCUGGAACAGCUCACAAAGACACCAGUCGAGUUUGUCGAAUACAACAUGUUUCAGCUCAGCAGAAUUUAUCCUAAAGGAACCCGAGUCGAUUCCUCCAAUUACAUGCCUCAAGUGUUCUGGAACGCCGGCUGUCAGCUCGUCGCACUCAACUUUCAGACAAUUGAUCUGUCCAUGCAGUUAAACCUUGGCAUGUACGAGUACAAUGGGAAAAGCGGCUACAGACUCAAACCCGAGUUCAUGAGACGACCGGACAAACACUUCGACCCCUUCACAGAAAGCACAGUGGAUGGGAUCGUAGCUAAUACAUUAUCAGUAAAGAUCAUAUCAGGACAGUUUCUGACAGAUAAGAAGGUGGGAGUUUAUGUGGAGAUUGACAUGUUUGGACUUCCAGUUGACACAAGACGAAAAGCUUUUAAGACAAAAACGUCCCAAGGCAACGCCAUCAACCCUGUGUGGGACGAGGAACCUAUCAUCUUUAAAAAGGUUGUUCUGCCCACUCUUGCGUCCCUGAGAAUAGCUGUGUUUGAAGAGGGUGGGAAAUUUAUCGGUCAUCGGAUAAUUCCAGUGUCAGCCAUCCGACCAGGUUACCGCUACAUUGGUUUGAGAAAUGAAAAGAAUCAAGCGCUAACUCUUCCUGCUAUAUUUGUGUAUAUUGAGGUGAAGGAUUACGUACCCGAUACAUUCGCCGAUGUGAUUGAAGCGCUCUCCAACCCCAUCAGAUACGUGAACUUGAUGGAGCAGAGAUCCAAACAGCUCGCCGCUCUCACGCUAGAAGAAGGAGAAGAAGAGAAAGACACUAAAGAGGCAGAACCGGGUGUUGAACACCCCUCAGAGGUGAAAAGUGAACCCAAACCCGCCCCGGUAGAGAACGGACUGAGUCACACACCCAGUGCGGCUCCUAAACCCGCCUCGCAGAUCAAUGCACAGCCGCAGUCUACAGGCUCAACGAAACCAGCCACGAAGACUGAAGAUCUUAUCCACAGCGUCCUCACUGAGAUGGAGGCUCAAACCAUCGAGGAACUCAAGCAGCAGAAGAUGUUUGUACGGGAACAGAGGAGACACUAUAAAGAGAUGAAAGAUCUAAUGAAGAAACAUCACAAGAAGACCACUGAAAUGAUCAAGGAGCACACGGCCAAAUACAACGAGUUCCAGCACGAUCACCUUCGCAAACGAGCCGUCCUGCUGAAAUCUGCCAAACGAGACGGUAAGAGGAGGUGUUUGUCGUCCAGUCCGGAGCACGGGCCGUCGUUCUUCAAGCAGGAACUGGCGAACUUGGAUCAAGAGAGCGGACAGAAACUGUCAGAACUCAAAGAACAGCAACAACAACAGCUGCUGAACCUGCGACAGGAACAAUAUUACAGCGAGAAAUAUCUGAAGAAAGAACACAUCAAACAGGUGAUCGAGAAGUUGACCGUCAUCGCAGACGAAAGCCAGUGCAACCAAAUGAAGAAACUCAAGGAACUGUGUGAAAAAGAAAAGAAAGAGCUGAAGAAGAAAAUGGACAAGAAGAGACAGGAGAAGAUCAGUGAAGCCAAAUCAAAAGAGAAGCAUUUAACAGAAGAGGAGAAACUGGAGAUCAACAGGUCGUAUGUGCAUGAGGUGGUGCACCACAUUAAGAGGUUGGAAGACGCUCAGACAAAAAGACACGAGAAGCUUGUUGAAACACAUAAGAAUAUUUUACAACAGAUACUAGAUGAGAAACCCAAGCUUCAGAAUGAUCUAGACCAGGAAUACCAGGACAAAUUUCGACGACUUCCUCUGGAGAUCCAGGAGUUUGUGCAUGAAAGCACCAAGAGAAAGACUGAAGAUGGAGAUCAGGAAGUUCUGCCCUCAUCUGGCACGCUGGAGAAACUCAUGCAGAAGGGUGCACAAUCUGAAGAUGACACGGAAGAAGAGAAGAAAGACUGAUCAUACGAUGUCAUACAAUCUUCAGGAUUGCUUCCCAGUUCACUUUUACAUUUUAUCACUGACAUAUUAGACAUUUUAAGGGUUGUGUUUGCUGCAGAAGAUAUCAACGACAGACAGAAGGAGAGUUUUUGGAUGCAAGUCAUGGACGUAUGGCUCAAUGUAGGUUUUUUUAUGCAUUCAUGUAUUUUAUUUCAGAUUUUGUACAAACCAAGGUUUAACGUAUGAAUUAUUUCUAGUGUUCUGUUGGUGUGCUUCUCAUAAAAAUGAGUGAUUUAUAGUUUAAAGAGGGUUCAGGACAUGAGCACUGAUUUGUAAUUUCUUGCACUGUAUGGAGAAAUGAUUUUAUUGUACUGUAGAGAUUAUUUCACAUUUUACGAGUGAAUCUUACAAAACUUUUCGGUCAAUUUACCCUAAAACCAACCCAGGUCAUAUUUCACCCCAAAAACUAAAAGAAAAAAUUAUAAUAAAUAAUAUUUGUAAUUUAUUUUAGGAUUUCUUGCAUUGUGGCAUUAUUUUCAUGACAAUGAUGGUGUAUAAUUGUUUAACAAUUGCAUUAAUGUAUCAGUGUUUUUUCACAGUAUAGUAACAAAAAUCAUACAGUAUAUAUAGUAUGGCAGUAAUGAGAAACUGGGGUGGAAAUGUGCUAAAUUGGCAUGAAAAUAAUGUCAUAAUUGAAUUUUUAUUUUCUUUAAGCAAAAUAUAAUUUAUUAUUUAUUUCUUUUGGUUUAAGAUGAAAUAUGACCUGGACAUGUUCUAAGAAAUUAUAUUUUACUUACACAUAAGUCUAUUUUAUGACCAUUAGGAUUUUUAUUUUAAUAUUAUUAUUUUUUUUUAGGUUAUUUAUUUAUUUAUUUAUUUAUUUAUUUAUCAUGACCAUAAAGCACACCAACACAAAUUCUUAUUACUGCACAGUAAAAGAUACAUAUUACUAUACUAUACAAUUCUAUACAGUACUAUAAUUUUAUAUAUUAUUAUUAUUAUUAUUAUUAUUAUUAUUAUUAUUAUUUAAUUUUUUUUUUUUUUUUUUUUUUUUUUGCAUAACAAUAAGGAAAGUGAGAUUUUAUAUUACAGUAAUGAGAUGUGCGUAUUUGUCAUGAAAAUAACAUCUUAAUGGUUUUAAAAACAGGCCUUAUUUACCAUGUGCAAAAUGUAAUUUCUUAUUUCUUUCUUUUGAUUUUGAGGUGAAAUAUGAUCCCCAACAUGUUCCUGACAGCUUUUGUGAGAUUGACCCGUACAGAUGUGAAAGUCUAUGGAAGGUUCAUGGUUUAUUUGCACUGAAACGAUGAUGAUAUUUAAUUCAUCUGAUUGCAAAAGCUGCUGCUGUUGGUUUCUUUUGAUUUUGAGAGCUGAAGUUCUGCUGUGCAUAUUAAAGGAGCCCAUAACAGGUGAGUUUACACCUGCAUGGAUGUAUAUUAGACACAUAUUGGUCUGGAGGUGCUGAAAUUCAGUUUUCAGGGAUGCAUGACUACAGUAAGCGAGUGCUACGUGCUUCUACACAUUUGUAAAUGUCAGCAAUAUAUAGCUUGUAUUGAAAUGUGGUAACUAUUAUCAAUUUGUGAAGAUGUGUUUAAAGCUAUAAGAAUUGUUUAUUUUUGGGAACCAUAACAAACAUAAACACCUUUAUUAGGUAGUUCAAAAAAAAGUUAUAUUUGCAUAUAUUUCUGUGUUUUAUUUGCCGUAUUAAGGGACCAUUUUUAUUCCUCCCAUUUUCUGUUUAGGAGGGUUUAUGAAACUACUGCAGUUGUUUAAUUUGUAAGUACAGUGUGUCAUAUGGGCAAAUGUUUCCAGUUAGCAUAAAAAAUAGGUAAAAUAGGAAUCUCAUGAAUAUAUGUCCAAGUCACAUUUCACCCCAAAAUCAAAAGAAAAAAAUAAAUAAAAUAAUUUUAAGCCUUUUUCGUUCCAUUAAAAUGUUUUGCACUGUGACAUUAUUUUUCUGAUAAUAAUGCAUAUUUCUCCGCCAAACUCCGGACAUUUUACUUUAAUGUAGUACAAUGAUAUUUUUGUUUAAUAAAACAUCAUAAAAGAAGUACAAAAAACUACUUCUGUGAUCUAUAAAUAUUUUACAUAAAAUCUAUAAUAUAUUUGCUUAAAUGUCAUUGUCAAAAAACAAAACAACAAAAAAUAAUAUUUUAUUUACAUUUAUUUUCUAUAUUUUUAUUUAAUAUAAAUGUGUUUAAAAUUAUAUAAAUACAACUUCAAAUAUUUUUUGGUGUGAAAUAUGAUUUGGACAUGCUUGUAACAGAUUUUGUGAGAUGUACAUUAAAUAAAAUAAGUAAUGCAGAUAUAAAAGGCAAAAAAAUAAAAAAUAAAAAAAUAAAUAAAUGGAUAUGCACUUUGGAUGUCCCGAGGUAUUUUCAUCAUUAUGCAAUGUUUCUACAUGAGUCAAAAAGCAUGUAAUAUUUCCUUUUUAAUACUUCACUUUGUUUAGAUAUGGAUGUAGGACAUAUUUAAAGAUUUUAUGCCAAGUGAAAUUUGAUGGUGAAUUAUUUUCUACAUAAUGCCAUAAUUCUUUAAUUUGUAGUUUCUUUAUGCACUUUGGUGAGAUAUUAUUUUUCCCUGUUAUUGGUAGCUUUUAAUUGAAGUUUUAAAGCUAUCUGCUCUGAUUGGGUUAGUUGUGCAUUACAAGUUCAGUUAUUUAAUUAACUUAAUAUUCAUUUUCUGCAUAUUUGCAAGGUUUUGAUAUUUUUGCUCAAUUGCAAUAUGCGAUCUAUGUGAACCACUGAAAAAAGUGCCACCAUUAUAAAUCAUAAAACACACAAAUGAUCAAACCUUGCAUAUGUUUGUUUGGUCUAUUUACUGACUAAACUAUUCGUUUUACUGUUUCCUUUAAAAACGGUCUUUAUGAAUUCAUUGGAAAAACAGCUAGACUUUCUCAUUAAUUCACUGACUUAAUUUGCCCAUUUUGAAUAGUUUAAAAGUGAAAAUGAAUCAUGUAUAUUCACUUCUAGAAGUAUUGUAUGGAAUUUUUACAACACUAUUCUGUGCCAGUGUUUCCUUUCGACCAAAAUCUUUUUGCAAUGUAAGAUUACUUGAAUUACUUUUAUGACUCCAAUGAUUUUUGAUCGUUUUGAAGUGAAGUCCUGUGCCUUUGAAUGUUGAAUCUCUGUUAGAUGUGGAAUGUAAAAAGUGUUGAUGAAUAGAGCUCAUUUUUGUAUAAACCGUAAGCGCACUUUUAAGAUGUUUAUACAGAAUUAAGAUAGAUAUGACGUGUCAAACUGUUGAACAUGUAUGCUACUGAAUGCCACUUUUUUUAUUUUAAACUUUUGUUUCUGUUGACAGAAAACAUCCUGAUUUUUAACAUUUAAAAACAUUUGGUUUUGUCCAGUUUUGUUGUUAGUAUCACAAAUAUCAACAUCUUUGGAAGACAUAUAUUGUUGAAUGUAAGUUGUGCUCGUGCUGUGCAUUUGGUUUUAAUAAAAUUGUUCUUGUGAAA